Molecule: messenger RNA, 1209 nt
Organism: Penicillium brevicompactum
Lineage: Eukaryota; Fungi; Ascomycota; Eurotiomycetes; Eurotiales; Aspergillaceae
Product: DUF3431 domain-containing protein
Exons: 2
Coding region: 1-1209 (402 amino acids)
Source: RefSeq, a predicted model, not a curated record
AUGAGCUGGUCAAGUCCUUUCCGCGCCCGCGACGGGUGUCUGACGCCACGAUCGCGAGUCUUCCUCUACUUGGGACUAGCAGGAACACUCCUCCUGCUUUCCUAUCAAUUAAUAUUAUAUUCCCCGACACCCGAAGAAACAAUCGGUGUCAUCGUGAUAGGCGACAAAAAUGACUUCCCAGACUCAGAACCAAUUCCACCUCCAGCCCCAGAUCCAGCCCCAGCCCCAGUGCCAACCCCUACACCCUCAUCAGAGCCCUCGGCCGAACCGACCCCCGCAAAGGAACUGAUAUUCGCGGCGAUGGAAGCCAGUAACAUGUCCUGGGUCGACGAGCAUUUAUCCGAUUGGACCGCGAACAUUUAUCGCGCAGAUGCAAGCCAAGGAUUAACCGUGCCAAUUAACAAAGGCAACGAGGCAAUGGUUUACCUGACUUAUAUCAUCGAUCGCUACUGGUCGCUUCCAGACGUGUCGAUCUUCCUGCAUGGCGGCCGAUACCAAUGGCACGUCGAUAACCCGCUGUACGACUCGGUCAUAUCGAUCCGGGAUCUCAAGGCGGAUUUCGUGCUGGAAGCUGGGUAUGUGAGCAUGCGAUGCGCUUGGAGUGUUGGAUGUCCUAGGGAGCUCGAGCCGGCUCGCUAUCUGCGUGAGAGACCUGACGAUAGUCAUCAUCCGGCGGCGAUGGAAUAUCCGGAUCGAUUCAUGGAGCUGUUUCCGCGGGCGGAAGUACCAGAGGAAGUUGGGGCACCGUGCUGUAGUCAGUUUGCUCUGUCGAAGAGUAAGAUCCAUGAGCAGGGCCUGGAGCAUUAUGUUCGGCUGCAGCAGUGGUUGAUGAAUACCGAGUUGAAUUCGGGGAUCAGUGGGCGCAUCUUCGAGUAUUCAUGGCAUAGUGAGUGUCGAUCUGUGUUUUCUCAGGUGUUCCCCGAGCUGACUUUCAUAGUGAUCUUUGGAAAGCCGAAUCAGUACUGUCUUGAUCAGCACGAGUGUUAUUGUCGGACGUAUGGUUAUUGCGAUAUGACCGACGAGGAGAUGCAAAGUCAAUGGACCUGGCGGGGGCUUACUCUGCCAAAGGGAUGGCCGGACCCAAAGCCAGUGCCAGUGCAAGCGCCAGAAGUAGCGCCAGAAGCAGUUCCGGCACCAGAGCCAGUACAGGCAUCAAAAGGGUCAGACGCAGACCCAGGGCCACUUCAAUCAAAGGAAUCGUCUCAAUAG